This is a messenger RNA of Nerophis ophidion (straightnose pipefish), 5330 nucleotides long. RefSeq names its product death-associated protein kinase 2a (gene dapk2a). NCBI's taxonomy places the organism in Eukaryota, Metazoa, Chordata, Actinopteri, Syngnathiformes, Syngnathidae. Gene Ontology annotation, molecular function: ATP binding; protein serine/threonine kinase activity. Gene Ontology annotation, cellular component: nucleus; cytoplasm. Gene Ontology annotation, biological process: protein phosphorylation; intracellular signal transduction; positive regulation of apoptotic process. The record is from RefSeq and is a predicted model, not a curated record. The transcript has 8 exons. The coding region runs from base 164 to 1645 and encodes 493 amino acids.
UUUAUAACUCGGUCAGACGUGUCCUCUUCACAAAAGUUCCUUUGCAGGAGGCUCCUCUUGUACGCGACGCUUUUCAAACGUAUUGAUCAACAUCUGCUCUGUUAGUCUUGGCAUGUUUGGAGAGACAAAGGUGGACUUCUAAACGUCGGCAAGGACUCCUAGCAUGGACGUCUUCAAGCAAAACAAAGUUGAAGAUUUCUAUGAAAUUGGUGAAGAGUUGGGAAGCGGGCAGUUUGCCAUUGUAAAGCAAUGCAGAGAGAAAAGAACGGGACAGGAAUUUGCUGCCAAGUUCAUCAAGAAGCGACAGAGUAUAGCCAGCUCUCGUGGCGUUCGACUAGAGGAGAUAGAGCGUGAGGUGCAGAUCCUGCAGCAGACUCAGCAUCCGAACAUUGUCACGCUGCAUGAUGUCUACGAGAACCGCACCGAUGUAGUUCUCAUCCUGGAGCUUGUCUCUGGUGGUGAGCUUUUUGACUUCUUGGCCCAGAAGGAGUCUCUUAGCGAGGAAGAGGCAACCCAGUUCAUCAAGCAAAUCCUAGAGGGGGUCAACUACCUCCAUGCCAGGAAAAUAGCUCACUUUGACCUGAAGCCUGAAAACAUAAUGCUACUAGACAAGAAAGCACCAUUGCCAAGAAUUAAACUCAUUGACUUCGGCCUCGCCCACAAAAUUGAAGCCGGAGUAGAGUUCAAAAACAUCUUUGGAACGCCCGAGUUUGUUGCACCUGAGAUUGUCAACUAUGAGCCACUGGGUUUGGAAGCAGACAUGUGGAGCAUUGGCGUCAUCACCUACAUCCUUUUAAGCGGUGCUUCUCCCUUUCUUGGAGAAACUAAACAGGACACACUCAGGAACAUUUCUGCUGUGAACUAUGACUUUGAUGAAGAGUUCUUCUGCAACACCAGCGAGCUGGCCAAAAAUUUCAUCAGUCUGUUGCUGGAGCGAGACAAGAAGAAAAGACUCACUAUUCAAGAUGCUCUCAAUCACCCAUGGAUCAAGCCUAAUGAGCACAAAGAGGAAAAUAAAGGUAAAGAGAUUCGGAAGAGAGAGAGGCGCCAGCUUAAGACCAAGCGCCUGAGGGAGUACACAAUAAAGUCCCACUCAAGCAUGCCGCCUAACAACACCUACGUCAAUUUUGAGCGCUUUGCCAAAGUGGUUGAGGACAUCGAUCAUAUGGAACGGUUGUUUAUCAGCUUGGCCGCGUCCCAUGAUUCUCUGCAAGAAGAUAUCGAUGCCAUGGUCUCUAUAUAUAAUGAGAAAGAGGCCUGGUACAAGGAGGAGAGUGAGGGGGCGCGUCAUGAGUUCUCACAAAUCCGUUACGAGUUCCGUAAACUGGAGGCCUUGAAGAGGAGUCUUCAGGAUGACAUGCAGUCUUUUAGCUCCAACCUCAGUAGCGUCAACAGCCGCUACCAAGAAAGACAGAGGCACUUUGAUGCACUCCGCCUGGAGCUCAGCAAUGAGUUGAAAUGGGUGCAGGAGGAGAUGGGUUCAUGUCCCGUGGACGGAGGUGGUGGUUUCCCCAAUGGCAACUUCAGCUCUGUUUUCAACAAUGAAUUAAAUGAAGCCCUGAAAGAGUUGCUGAACCCCUCUUGCGGAGGAGAACUGCUGUCUGGGAUCAACCUGGACCUAACUGAAACUGGACAGCAAAGGUAAAAUGAAAAGUCUAGAAAGGGUAACUGUGCAAUUUAGGGUAAAGAGUUUGGACUUUGAAUGUGUGUACUCUUUUUCAGAAGAGGGUUUAAUGUGGAUCAAGGCUGGUUGGGGGUUCGGAUUAGAGUAAGGACUUUGUAUUGUCACACUUUUCUAGUAAAUGGGGUUUUGUAAGUUAGGGUUAGUCACUUUAAAAUGUGUAUUCUUUAUUCAAAAGUCAUCAUCACUCUUUGCCAGCAGAGGGUGUUUCAUGCCUCCCCUGGAAGUGUGAGGCCUCAUGGUCUCUGUGCCCUUCAAAAAGCCCUCCAUUUCCGUGCCCUCAUCUUCUUCAUCUCUAUCACUGUCUUCUGACUGAAAAAAAAGUAUAUACAAGUAGAUAAUGUAUCUAUAAAGCAUGUUAAUUUAUGAAUUUGGUCAUAUGUACUCUUUCAAACCCAAUUUUUAUCUUUUUAUGAUAAGGGUCACCACAGCGAGCUUUCUUCACAGCUAUGGUUUUGACUUAGCUUUUAUGCCAAAGGCCCUUCCUUACAUGGGAAUUUAACCCAUACCCUAAGGCAGAAGCAUAGCAUUACACCACCACGGAUACCGUACUGACCCCAAUAUACAGUAUUGUUUUUAGUGCUAUUGAGCGAUUAAGAAAAUGAGACAUUAAAUUAUUAUCCGUAAUGAAUUAAUAAAAUUUUUUUUAAAUGCUGACAAUGCCACCAAUUUGAGGUAUUUUCAUUCAAAUGAAUUACAUUAUUGUAAAGAGAUGUAUAAACCCCCCCAAAAAAAUGCUGUAUAAUUCGUUGUUUUUUAGAUGCAGUCUGUGGUCUUUACUAAAAUAAAAUAUCAGGUCCAUAUAAAGUGCUAAAGCUAAAUAUAAUUUAAAAAAAACACCUUUCUGAGAAAUAAUUUUUGAAUGCUGCACUUAAACUCGGCAAAUAAUAUAAAAUAAAUAAAACAGAGCCGUCACUGAAAGUGGCAUGUGUUACCAAAAGUGGUUUAAGAAAAUAAAUUAUUAUAUUUUUCACAAAUGACAUAGAUGUUAAACUUUGUAAAACAGAUCGGAUGAGAUGUUGCCUAUAAUUGACUUUCCUGGUGGUCAAUUAUCAAUGUGUAACAUUAUAUCGCCUUUUUAAACCUUAUUUAACGAUUAAACAUUAAGUUAUUUACAAACAAGCUUAGGUUUUCAUUGUUCGCCAUCACACACACGGGCAGUUAAAACAAGAUUCUCCUCCUUGUAAAUGUGCUCUUAUUUUACCGGUAACAAAAUGUAUUUUGAUCAUUUUCGAAAUAAAGGGGACCACAAAAAAUUGCUUUUUUGGCUUUAUUUUAACAUAUGAUCGGUACAUUAAACAAAUGUUUCUUAUUGCAAUCAAAAAAAUAAUUUUGCCCUUAAUAUAGUGAACAUACUAGACAACUUCUCAUUAGGUAGUAAGCAAACAAACAGUGGAUCUACAUCUAACAUCCACUGUAAUGAUACCAAAUACAAGAGCGUUCCUAGUCGACACUAGUAUGAUUACAUCCAUAUUUUUAAACUUUUUAAUUUGUAUUAUGUUUAUAAACUCACGAAAUACGUCCUUGGACAGAUGAGGACUUUGAAUAUGACAAAUGUAUGAUCCUGUAACUACUUGGUACCUGAUCGAUAGCUAAAUCUAUGGUAUCAUCUAAAAAUAAUAUUGUAAAGUAUCCAAAGAAUAAUAAGGGAAUUUUACAUUUUAACGGAAGUGUAGAUAGAGCAUGUUAAAAAAGUAAGCAGAUAUUAACAGUAAAUAAACAAGUAGAUUAAUAAUAUAUUUUCUACCACUUGUCCUUAAUAAUUUCGACAAUACAAUAGAAUGAGUAAUGACACAAUAUGUUACUGCAUAUGUCAGCAGACAAAUUAGGAGCCUUUGUUGGCUUACUUACGACUAAAAGACAAGUUGUCUAGUAUGUUUACUAUUUUAUUUAAGGACAAAAUUCUUCUUUGAUGUAAUAAGAAACAUGUGUUUAAUGUACCGUAAGAUUUUUUUUGUUAAAAUAAAGUCGAUGAUGCCAUUUUUUGUGGUCCCUUAUAUUUAAAACAGUAUUUGGAAAGUACCAAAAAGUAUCAAAAUACAUUUUGGUACCUGGGACAAUACUCGUUGAGUGUGAAUGGUUUGUCUGUCCAUCUGUGUUGGCACUGCACUCAGAUGGCGACCUGUCCAGGGUGUACGCCGCCUUCCGCCUGACUGUAGCCGAGAUAGACUUCAGUCAGACACCCACCCUGCUACUCUCUGGAUGUUUUGGAGGACUUUGAGUUUUGACAAACUGUUUUGUUUUUAUGAGAUCCAAUCCGUAUCGAUUCGGCCAGAAUUUACUGAAAUAAAAUAUCACAGGGAAAAAAAAAUAUCCCUUUGAUCUGACCCAGAAGCCGCAACAUUCACAUAAAAAAAUGUUCCAUUCAACGCUACGUGAUAUGCCGUCAGCAGAGACGCAGCGGCUACAAUACAAACUAGAGUACAAGGUCAAUUAGUCUAGCGCUGUUGUCAUCUGUCAUCGAGAAAAAGUCUCUUUUGUGACUCACGGGGUGGCAGAAGAUCAACCCCCCCCUCCUGGUGCCCACAUAUGCGGUCCUCUCCAAGGUUUCUCAUAGUCAUCAUUGUCACUGUCACCGACCUCCGACUAGGUGUGAGUUUUUCCUUGCCCUUAUGUGGGCUCUGUACCGAGGAUGUCGUUGUGGUUUGUGCAGCCCUUUGGGACACUUGUGAUUUAGGGCUAUAUUAAUAAACAUUGAUUGAUUGAUUGAAAUAUAUGUUAUGUUGCACAGAGUGAACAUGUUGUUUUUUAAACACCAUAAUAAACAAAGUACACGCAUGCAAAUGUAUUAUUACAAGAAAAAAAGGAGAAAAAAUCGGAUUGGUAUUGGAAUAUAAACAAAGUUGCGGUGUCACUAGGUAUGGAUAUCUUUCACAUUUGAAACGAUACAGUAAAAACUACUGGUACCUGGGAAUCGAUACCAGGACGCUAUACCAAUUUUCGGUAACUUUGUGUGUGUUGAUGUGGUAAUAAAUGUUAAUUCUAUAAUAAAAAAAUCGAAAUUAAAUUAUCAUUAUAUAAUUAUUUACACAGAGCUUAUGAUACCCAAUUUUGAUUGAUCGAUUGAAACUUUUAUUAGUAGAUUGCAUGGAACAGUACAUAUUCCGUACAAUUGACCACUAAAUGGUAACACCCGAAUAAGUUUUUAAAUGAUAAAUGGGUUGUACUUGUAUAGCGCUUUUCUACCUUCAAGGUACUCAAAGCGCUUUGACACUACUUCCACAUUUACCCAUUCACACACACAUUCACACACUGAUGGAGGGAGCUGCCAUGCAAGGCGCCAACCAGCACCCAUCAGGAGCAAGGGUGAAGUGUCUUGCUCAGGACACAACGGACGUGACGAGGUUGGUACUAGGUGGGAUUUGAACCAGGGACCCUCGGGUUGCGCACGGCCACUUUCCCACUGCGCCAUGCCGUCCCUUUUUCAACUUGUUUAAGUCGGGGUCCACGUUAAUCAAGUCACGGUAAUUUUUACAUGCUGUUUUCUUACACUUCUGACACUCUCAAGUAUUAUAUUUGCAUGCAUUUGCAAUUCCAAGACAUUAGAUUGCAGUAGUGUAUCGCCUGCAGAGCACUUUAAAGUAUACAGUGGGGAGUUUUGCAUAGCAUUGAAAGUGUUAUGUCUGUAAAUAAAGCCAACAAAACUGAA